AUGGGAAGAUACAAUCAAAGUUUAGAGAUAUUUCUGAAAGCUGAAUCACUGCUGGACUCUCCAGAUCAUGAAGUUUAUCAUUACAUUGGAGAUUUACUUCGUCUCAAUGUAAAGCAUAACAAAGAAAAUAUUCUUGACGCAAAAGAUUAUUUUAAAAGAUCAAUUAUGUGCGGAAAGCAAAUAAAAACUUAUAAAACACUUGCUGAUAUUUAUAGAAAGGAAAAGGAUUAUUUAAAAGCCAUUGAGUUACUUGAAAAUUGUGUUUCUCCUGGCAACAUCGAGUUUCUACCCACCUUAGGAAUAUUGUAUUUGAAAGUCAAUGAAGUUGAUCGAGCAUACGGAAAGUUAGAAGAAGCCAUUUCUAUCGACGACAAACACGCUGAAUCACUUCUGGCUUUUGGAGCAAUCAUGCAGACAAAAAACGAUGGCGAAGCUGCUCUUAAUGUUUACAAGAAAAUUCCGAACCUUCAAGAUGAAAGUUUCGAGAUCUGGAAUAACAUUGGAAUGUGUUUUUAUCGCAAAAACAAACUAAUUGCGGCUAUUUCAUGUCUUAAAAAGGCGUUAUGGAUGUGCCCUUUGAACUUUAAUGUUUUAUAUAAUCUCGGGGUGGUUCUAAUGACUGCUCAACAGUUUGCUUCUGCCUUUCAAUGUUUUGUUAGUGCUGUGAGUAGACGUCCCGAUAACGCUGAAAGCUUCAUGAUGUUAGCAAUUUGCCUUUAUUACUUGAAUGAUACUGAGAACGCGCAAAUAGCUUUUCGUAAAUCAAUUUUCUCAAGUUCAGCAAUCAAAAAUCCAUUGAUCUACUUAAAUUAUUCAAUAUUUUGCUUGGAGUGUCUCAAAAAUCCUGAUGAAACGCAACAAUAUUUAAAUAACUUUUAUAAUUUGUGUGACACAAUGAAAGUACCGAACGAAUACGUACAAAUAGCUGAAGUGGUUCUAUCGAAAUUGCCUUCAACUUUGCCCUUCCCAGAAACAAAGACGGUUGUUCAUCAAGUGAAAGAAACGAAAAUACCACAAACUCAAAAUGAAAAGACUGACUCUGACGCCGUCUUAAAUGGGGAUAAUGAACAUGACAAAGAACAAAAUAAACUUUGUAACAUUGGUGACCCCGAUGAUGAUUUGGUUUAA
Molecule: messenger RNA, 1128 nt
Organism: Clunio marinus
Lineage: Eukaryota; Metazoa; Arthropoda; Insecta; Diptera; Chironomidae
Source: the annotation of a GenBank genome assembly